Messenger RNA from Rotaria sordida, 1299 nucleotides. Lineage: Eukaryota; Metazoa; Rotifera; Eurotatoria; Philodinida; Philodinidae. The record is from the annotation of a GenBank genome assembly.
AUGUUUCAUUCUAUUAGUAGUUUUCAUAGAUCAAAUAAUCAACAAUUACGAAUGACUUAUCCCACAGACGAAACGCAAAGCAGCACACGAGCAAAUUGUGAUGCUUGUUCCACUGCAAGUGAAGUGUAUAUAAGACAAAAUUCAUCGAAACGAUCCACUGCUGACAAUGAUGAAAAGAAUGAUACUUGUGAGAUGGCACAUAAACGUGGACGUAGCACUAUAGAUGAUUUCGUAACAUGUCCUAUUGAAAAGUUUGGUUGUCUCAAAGAAAUACCAUAUGACGAUUUAGAAGCACAUUAUUCAAGUAAAAUUCAUCAAGAAUGUCUGUUAAGAGCCGUUAUAUUUUGCGUACAACAAUUACAUAGUGAGCCUAAAACUAAUACUACGUUAUCAAACAAUGAAGAAAAUUAUUCUGAAAUAACUGAUUCUGUAAAUUUACUUGCUGAAGGGCUUUCAUCAUUACAUGAUGAUAAUGUUCAAAUUCAUGAUAAUGCUAUACAACUUCAUAAUAAUAUUUCAGAACAACAAUAUCAAAUAGAACAAUUAAAAAAUUCUAUUGAAGAAAGUUCUCAAUUUAUUCAUGCUACUCAAAUAAAUACAAAUGUUUUACAAACUGAAAUUGAAACUUUAAAACAAAAGAUAACAGAUUUAUCGAGUCAAUCAUCAUAUGAUGGAACUUUUAUUUGGAAAAUUACAAAUGUUUCACAGAAGAUUAAUGAUUCUAUUUCGGAACGACAAACAAGUGUUUAUUCUCCACCAUUUUAUUCAUCACCGACUGGUUAUAAAAUGUGUAUGAGAUUAUAUUUUAAUGGUGAUGGUCAAGCACGACGAACACAUCUUUCACUUUUUUUUGUACUUAUGCGAGGAGAUUAUGAUGCUAUAUUGACAUGGCCAUUUUCUUAUAAAAUUACAUUUUGUCUUUAUGAUCAAACAAAUAAUCAACGUCAUAUUAUUGAUUCAUUUCGACCUGAUAUUAGAUCAAAUAGUUUUCAACGAUCACAAUCAAAUAUGAAUAUUGCAUCGGGUCUACCUAAGUUUUGUCCUUUAACAUUUAUUCAACAAGAAAAUACUCCAUAUGUACGUGAUGAUUGUAUGUUCAUUCGAUGUAUUACUAAUUUUGAAACAAUACCAAAAAAAAUGAUACCUUAUAUAUGUGCUCUCAAUAUGGGAUUACCAAAAUCGAUUCAACAAACAAUGAUUCAAGCAGAAGUUGAACGACACAAUUUAGUAACAUCAUCAGCAUUAUCAAAUCCAGAGAAGAGUUUUAUGAAUGAAGAUAGUCUGAAUAAAUCUCAGUGA